Molecule: messenger RNA, 513 nt
Organism: Acaulospora colombiana
Lineage: Eukaryota; Fungi; Glomeromycota; Glomeromycetes; Diversisporales; Acaulosporaceae
Source: the annotation of a GenBank genome assembly
UGGCAAAGGAGGUGUCGGAAAGAGCACGUUCACCGCUCAAUUAGGAUGGGCCUUUGCAGCCGACGAAAACCUACAGACAGGGAUUAUGGAUAUAGAUAUAUGCGGACCAUCGAUACCCACCAUCCUUGGAAUAGCUAAUGAACAGGUUCAUUCAUCAGCAUCUGGCUGGUCGCCUGUUUACGUACAGGAUAACCUUGGAGUCAUGUCUGUUGGUUUCAUGCUACCGUCAGCUCAGGAUGCAGUCAUGUGGAGAGGGCCAAAGAAGAACGGUCUGAUCGCUCAGUUCCUUAAGGAUGUCGAUUGGGGAGAGCUGGACUGGCUAGUCGUGGAUACGCCACCAGGAACCUCAGAUGAGCAUCUCAGCGUCGUUCAAUACCUCAAAGAAUCUGGUAUCGAUGGUGCAGUCCUCGUCACCACACCUCAGGAGGUUGCCUUGCAAGACGUGAGACGGGAGAUCGACUUUUGUCGAAAGGUCGGGGUGCGCAUUAUUGGUCUGGUUGAGAAUAUGGCUGG